Messenger RNA from Penaeus chinensis, 893 nucleotides. RefSeq names its product histone H3.3-like. Lineage: Eukaryota; Metazoa; Arthropoda; Malacostraca; Decapoda; Penaeidae. Gene Ontology annotation, molecular function: structural constituent of chromatin; DNA binding; protein heterodimerization activity. The record is from RefSeq and is a predicted model, not a curated record. Gene Ontology annotation, cellular component: nucleosome.
CAGGCUGCAGUCCAUGGCAUUGAUGGCUCUCCAAGAAGCUGCAGAAGCAUAUGUUAUUGGCCUUUUGGAAAUGGCUAACCUCUGCAGCAUACAUGCCAAGAGAGUCACACUCUACCCAAAGGAUAUCAAGCUUGUCAGGCGUAUCCGUGGCGAAUAUUAAUCUAUAGAAAGUUGACAGUUUGAUACAGUUUACUUUUUUAAAUGUGAGACCUGAAAAAAUGGUAUUGCAGUUGAAAAAAUAGAAUAUAUAGUGUAGUUUCCUAGAAAUAAAAAGAUAAAACCCCAUAAAUAAAAAAAAUAAAAAAAAUGCCUAUGCAGUACAAAUAUUGCUUUUGGUCAUUCUAGUUGUUCACUUCUGGUUAGGUCAGGGGUCUUCAGUAUCUUCAUUUUUUUUUGUUUUUUUCCUUUUAAGGGUAGUAAUUUACUUUGGAAAAAAAAAACUUUUUUGUGGAAAUGUAGUAGCAUGUUAUACUUUAUUAAAUAUGUUAUAAUGGAUGUUUAAAAUUAUAUGUUGAAAGCCCCUGGUGUAGAUCAUUGAGAUAAAACUUUGUACUUCUACUAAUUAGGCUGUAUCUACAUGGAGUAGACUAUGUACAUUUUAGAAAUGUAUUCCUUUCUGUUUAUAUAAAAAGACUAUGUUUUUAUAUCAAAACCAUUAAACCAUUAUUCAGUAUCACCAUGGAUUUGCUUCAUUGCUUUGUUUCAAGAAAAUGCUACAGAUACUAAUUCAUUAAAAUAGAAAGUAUGCAGUUAAGCAAGAAGAAAUAAGACAAAAUUGGUAGAAAGGUCAAUUGCACUUUCAAAAUUUAUUCAAGAGAUUUCUUUGGUAGUGCAUAUGGUAGAUUUGGUAUAAACUGUAAUGCAUAUAAAGUAAAUUCAAGUUUGUAUAAGAA